CUCGACGCGGUAACAGAGAAGGACUCAGUCAUGACUCGACUCGCACAUUCUUCAUCUUCUUCCAUUGACCGCCGGCUUUUCUGUCUCUUUCCAGACAUUCUCAUUUUCCGCCAAAUUGGAAUCCGUGUCUCUUAUUUCAACAUAACUUCAAUCGAAAGAAUUGUAAACAGCAAUCCUCUCUUUGUCUUUCUUUGUUUGUGGUAUUCAGUCCAAAUCUCUCGUCCAAGACGACGCGUGUUGAAGGUUAGAGUACAGAGAUGGGAGGAGUGAUGGACGAAGGAGGGAUAGGGAAACAGUUAUGGAUCAAGUCCAGGAACGACUUGGUGUUCGCUAAGUACACGCCUUUCUUCGUCUGUUUGGCCUCCGGUCACUUGGACUCUCGUACCCUCCGCCAUUGCAUCUCCCAAGAACCCUACUUGCUCAAAGCCUUCGCUCACGCGUAUAAAUUGGCGGAAGAAUGUGCAGACGAUGAGGAGGACAAGAGUUCCAUACGCAUGUUGAGGAAACGUGUCAAGGAUAGACUCCAAAUUCACGAUGCGCUUGUUCUUGAAUGGGGCUUUAAAGUCCCAGAAGAGAGCACUUGUGACCAAACAACAGCUAAAUACACUGAGUUUUUACUGGCGACUGCGUUGGGGAAAGCUGAAGAAGGAAAGAUUCUGGGUAGUAUUGCAACUCCUUUUGAGAAGACAAAAAUUGCAGCUUAUACGCUUGCUGCUAUUGCUCCUUGCAUAAGACUUUAUGCCACUAUAAGUAAAGAGAUACAGUGUCUUAUUGAUCCUGAUGAUGGAAGCCAAAACUACAAAAAGUGGGUGGACAAUUGUUGCUCUCAAAAUUUAGAGGUAUCAGUUUCGCACAUUGAAGACGUGCUUGACAGGUUAAGCGUCUCUUUGACAGGUGAAGAGCUUGAAGUAAUCCAAAAGCUCUAUCAUCAAGCUAUGAAACUUCAAGUAGAGUUUUUCACUGCUCAACCACUGGUCCAGAAAACGAUAGUCCCCUUGUCUCGGGUGCAUGGCAAUGCCGGAUGUUGCCUUUCAAUUUUUUGUGAUUUUGACUUGACGUGCACCACAGUUGACUCCUCUGCCAUUUUGGCAGAGCUUGCUCUUAUAACUGCACUAAAGGUUGAUCCUGAUGUAUCUGUAGCACAACUGGCUCGGAUGCCAUCAGCUGAAUUGAGGAGGACAUGGGAUUUUCUUUCAGUCCAGUAUGCUGAAGAGUAUGAUCAAUGCAUCGAAAGCAUCUUACUCCUUGGAAAAGUUGAAAAUUUUAGUAAUGAACUUCUGUAUCAAGCCUUCCAACAACUCACAGAUUUUGAGAAACUCGCAAAUACAAGAGUGGUUCAGUCAGGCGUGCUGAAGGGUUUAAAUCUAGAGGAUAUAAAACGGGCUGGCCAUCUUCUUGGUCUUCACGAUGGUUGCAAAGGAUUCUUCCAAAAAGUUGUGGACAAUGAAGAUCUAAAAACAGAUAUCCAUGUGCUAUCUUACUGUUGGUGCGGUGAUCUCAUUAGGUCGGCUUUUGCUUCAGGUGAUCUAUCUAGUUUGAAAGUACAUUCAAAUGAGCUGGCAUUCGAAGAAUCCACUUCCACAGGUGAAAUAAUCAAGAAGGUGGAAUCUCCCUUGGAGAAGCUUCAGGUCUUCAAAGACGUUUUGAAGGACCGUGGCAAUUCUGAGCAGCACCUGACAAUUUAUAUUGGAGGUUCAGUGGGAGAUUUACUUUGCCUUCUUGAGGCAGAUAUUGGCAUUGUGAUUGGUCCGAGUCCAAGCCUUAUGAGUCUUGGACGUCAGUUUGGUGUCUCUUUUGUUCCAUUAUUCCCUGGUCUAGUGAAGAAGCAGAGAGAACUAGUUGGAAGUGGCUCGCCUAAUUGGAAACCGCUGUCUGGGGUUCUUUACACAGUCUCCACUUGGUCUGAAAUACAUGCAUUCAUUCUCGGGUCAUAACUUCGUCUAUCUCGCUGUCCCGCAGUCCUGCUCAUUCUCCAAUCUUAUUGAUUCCUUUAACAAACCAUAAGGGGGAGUUCAUAAAAUGUGUGAUGUAUAGAAUGCAAACGGUGGCUAAUUUUACAUGAUGGCCAUGGAUCAGCCCUUAAUUCCUUUUUUUCCUAUGGGGACUGCAUCCAAAUAUACAGGUAUGUGGUAGUUGGUAUUUGUGUUUCCACAUUCCAUUGUUUGGUUUCACCAAGAGUGAUAAUUUUGUUUCUGCUUCAAUUUAUGGCAGACAUUUUUCUUUUAUCUUUUUCCAAUUUGUGUUUUCUCAGAGUACUGUUCAUCAAUUGUAUAUGAGGGAAGCUCCUGUUUGUACUA
Tripterygium wilfordii is the source of this 2297-nucleotide messenger RNA. Its product is annotated as bifunctional TH2 protein, mitochondrial-like. The transcript has 6 exons. Gene Ontology annotation, cellular component: cytosol. The record is from RefSeq and is a predicted model, not a curated record. Lineage: Eukaryota; Viridiplantae; Streptophyta; Magnoliopsida; Celastrales; Celastraceae. Bases 258 to 1934 code for a protein of 558 amino acids.